Molecule: messenger RNA, 479 nt
Organism: Nycticebus coucang (slow loris)
Lineage: Eukaryota; Metazoa; Chordata; Mammalia; Primates; Lorisidae
Product: metallothionein-like
Exons: 3
Coding region: 129-368 (79 amino acids)
Molecular function (GO): metal ion binding
Source: RefSeq, a predicted model, not a curated record
GGCCUCUGCGCCCCGGGCCUCCCUUACUAUAAACACCGCUCCUGGCGCCCGGGCUCCACCGUGCCUCCGCGAGUCCCACACACACUUUGCCUGUUGCUUGGGAACUCCCGGCCUCCACUCAGCUCUAAAUGGACCGCAAUAGUUCCUGCGCCUCUGGUGGCUCGUGCAGCUGUGCUGGCUCCUGCAAGUGCAAAAAGUGCAAAUGCACGUCCUGCAAGAAGAGUGAGUGUGGGGCCUUCCCUGGGAGGCUGCUGCUCCUGCUGCCCCGCAGGCUGUGCCAAGUGUGCCCAGGGCUGCGUCUGCAAAGGGGCAUCCGACAAGUGCAACUGUUGUGCCUGAUGUUGGACGAGCCCUGUUCCCAGGUGUAAAUAAAAGAUUUUGAUCUAGUCUGGAUUUCUUUUUCAUACUGCCCUGACCCAUUUGCUGUGAUUUUUUUCUAUUAUGAAAUAGAUGAACAAUAAAAAAAAGUCAUCGCCUUA